This is a messenger RNA of Scomber japonicus (chub mackerel), 3570 nucleotides long. It is a transcript of the gene kpna5, whose product is annotated as karyopherin alpha 5 (importin alpha 6). Gene Ontology annotation, biological process: NLS-bearing protein import into nucleus. Lineage: Eukaryota; Metazoa; Chordata; Actinopteri; Scombriformes; Scombridae. The coding region runs from base 85 to 1695 and encodes 536 amino acids. Gene Ontology annotation, cellular component: nucleus; nucleoplasm; cytoplasm. The record is from RefSeq and is a predicted model, not a curated record. Gene Ontology annotation, molecular function: protein binding; nuclear import signal receptor activity. The transcript is spliced from 14 exons.
GGCAGAAGCAGGGGAAGAAGGAGAGGUUGUAACUGUCAAACAUCCACACGCAGUUCCAGGUACAGCAAAGCUUCAGUGGACACGAUGGCUAGUCCAGGAAAAGAGAAUUACAGGAUGAAGAGCUAUAAGAACAAAGCACUGAAUCCUCAGGAGAUGCGUCGAAGGAGAGAGGAAGAAGGAAUCCAGCUACGCAAACAGAAAAGAGAGGAGCAGCUGUUCAAGAGGAGAAAUGUAUGUGUACCUUCAAGUGAUGAAUCAAUGCUGGAGUGUCCCAUCCAGGAUCCAGACAUCAGCUCCACAGUACCUGUUGCUGGUGAUGGGGUCAUAACUCCAGAUAUGAUUCAGAUGAUCUUCUCUGAAGACCCAGAUCAGCAGCUAAUCGCUACACAGAAGUUCAGGAAGUUACUCUCCAAAGAGCCCAACCCUCCCAUAGAUGAGGUCAUUUCCACUCCUGGUGUUGUGAAUCGUUUUGUGGAGUUUCUGAAGAGGAGUGAAAACUGUACACUACAGUUUGAGGCUGCCUGGGCUCUAACCAACAUUGCCUCAGGUACCUUCCUGCACACCAAGGUGGUGAUUGAAACAGGAGCUGUGCCCAUUUUCAUUGAACUGCUGAACUCUGAGUAUGAGGAUGUCCAGGAACAGGCGGUGUGGGCAUUGGGGAACAUAGCUGGAGAUAAUGCUGAGUGCAGAGACUACGUACUCAACUGUGGCAUCCUGCCAUCUCUACAACAACUGCUUGCUAAAUCCAACCGUCUCACAACAACCCGUAAUGCAGUGUGGGCACUGUCUAACCUGUGCCGGGGGAAGAACCCACCACCUGAUUUUGCCAAGGUGUCUCCUUGUCUCAGCGUAUUGUCCAGGCUUCUGUUCAGCAGUGAUCCAGAUGUGCUGGCAGAUGCAUGCUGGGCUCUGUCUUACUUGUCUGAUGGCCCCAACGAGAAGAUCCAGACAGUCAUUGACUCUGGAGUCUGCCGCCGGCUGGUGGAGCUGCUCAUGCACAGUGAUUACAAGGUGGUUUCUCCUGCUUUACGUGCAGUGGGCAACAUUGUGACAGGAGAUGACAUUCAGACACAGGUGAUCUUGAACUGCUCAGCUCUGCCAUGUUUACUGCACCUGCUCAGCAGUCCCAAGGAGUCCAUCAAAAAGGAGGCAUGCUGGACUGUGUCCAACAUCACAGCAGGAAACCGAGCUCAGAUUCAGAAUGUGAUCGAUGCCAACAUCUUCCCAGUACUGAUUGAGAUCCUUCAGAAGGCUGAGUUCCGCACAAGGAAGGAGGCAGCGUGGGCCAUCACCAAUGCCACAUCUGGAGGCACACCUGCACAGAUCAAGUACCUGGUGUCUCUGAACUCCAUUAAGCCCAUGUGUGACCUGCUGACAGUGAUGGACUCUAAGAUUGUACAAGUGUCUCUAAACGGUCUGGAGAACAUCCUCAGACUGGGAGAACAGGAAGCCAAACAGAACGGAACUGGCAUCAACCCUUACUGUGCUCUCAUCGAGGAGGCUUACGGUCUGGAUAAGAUCGAGUUCCUGCAGAGCCACGAGAACCAGGAAAUCUACCAGAAGGCCUUUGACCUGAUUGAACACUACUUUGGUGUGGAGGAGGAGGAUGCCAGCCUGGCACCGCAAGUGGACCAAAGCCAGGGCCAGUUCAUCUUCCAGCAGCAGGAAGGACCCAUGGAGGGUUUCCAGCUCUAACCCUACCUCACCUCGUCAGCCCUUCCUUUUUCCUGGUUCUCUAAAACCCCUGCUGGAGAAAGCGGCCUACUGGGCCACAAACUCUCCUGGGUCCUCACCUGGUCUCUCCUGGGCCAGCUCCCCCAGACCUUCACUUCUACAAUGCCUUCACCACCAACUCUGGAGAGACAGAGGGAUUUGUGAAUAAUGAGAUGACAAGUGACAGCACAUGUGGUUCAUUGAACCUGUGGGGGCCUGCAUGGAGAACUGAGCUCUGCUGGUGUCCCUCCCACUGAUCAGAUGUCUAUGCCAUUGAAGGCCUACUCAUGUUAAAGAAAGAAUUGUGCUACAGUAUGAUUUUCCUUUUGACUUCCUGUCAUUUUAUCAUUCUAAAUGAUGUUACAAUUAGAAAUUGUUUUUCCAAAUCAGCAUCCAUAUCCCUUUUUGAAUGUGAAACUACCUCUUCAGUCUUCAGAGAGAAAGAAAAAGAAGGGAAGGACAGAAAAGCCCUGAAUGAACAGAUGGAGCAUUUUCUUUUAUUAUAGCUAAAAUCCACUCUUGGUGUUCAGUUUGGGGUUUGGUGGCUGACCUGCCAGAAGCAAGGAAGCAGGUAGUGGAAGUAAAUACAUUACUACUGUACAUCCUGGGUUUGGCAUACUAAAACUCUGAAGCAGCUGUACAUGUUCUCUGGACUCUUUCUCCUCUCCUGUUCAUUUAAACGGACUUGAUGAUCACUUGGGGACUCAGUGGUCUUUAUUUAUUUGUCUUCUGAGAUCCAUGGAGGAUCUCUCUCUCUCUCUCUCGUUCGUUCGUUCUUUCUCUCUCUCUCUCGUUCGUUCUUUCUCUCCCCCCCCCCUCCUUUUAGCUCAGCCUGAAGGCAACUGCUUCCUGAAUUAUGUAAUUGGACAACUGGCACAAGUUAGUUUGAAAUCUGUGACUGUGUUGGCUGUUCACUGGUGUUUUUGCUGCUUAUUUUAAAUGUUCUGUAUUUCAGAAAGCAGUAUCAGGGCAAUGCAACAUGAUGCAGUGUGCACAACAGUCUCACUAGUUAAUGAGAUGUUUGCUUUGUUUUCUACCUUGUCACCCUGGACUAGCAGCAUGAUGUAUCUUAAAUUAUUUAGUUUUUCUGCCUGCAAUCGUUUCCCUUGAUGUGAUGGGAGUAGUUGACUGAAUUGGAGGGUUUUGUAUAUUAUAUAUACAUGUUAGAAAGUGUCAAAGUAUUUAAGUGGCUGUGAGAAGGUGUGAUAUACCGUUGCAGUACUUACAGUCCAUCACUGCUUCUACUUUAUGCAUCUCCCAUCAUUUCUGUUUGAUUUUGAGGAGGUUUGUCUCGUCUCAACUUUUCCACUUAGAUUUUUUUCAUGUUCUGAAUUUGUGGUUGAAGUCUUAGGAUGGAAGCACAGUGUUUAUUUUCCUACUUGAGGGUCUAUCUCUGAAAUUUUUUCGAUACGUGCACAUUUGAGCACAGCAACAUUAUUGGUGGAAAACCGAACAUGAAGUCGAUCUAUAUUUACAUGAAAUGGAAAAUAGUUAUAAUGCCUAAAUUACAUCAAGCACAUUCAAUCGUGUAUAGUUUUCUAAUAUUUCUGGUUUGUAUGAUUGUAUAUCAUUUUUAGGUUUUUGUAGUGUAAUUGUUUUUUUCCCGAUAGGGAAUUAAUUUGCUGUGUGCUUGUGGCUCUCAGUAGAAAUCGUCUGUUAGAAGACCAGCAGCCUGUGCACAGAGGAGGGAAUGACUGUAUGCAGCUGCAGUCUAAAGUUACUUACACUGACUGGACCACACAGGACUGGCAGUGAAGCUGGGUUAGGCUGCCUGUAGUGCUGCCUGGCCCCCUUGUGUGGGGAUGCACAUGUGAUAUUGUGUAACAAGAACUAAUAAAUCUAUCUGUUGGAUACAGA